AUGGACGAACGUAGUCGUUUCUUGGCGGAUGCGGCAGCUCAACGAAGAGAACGUGAACUUGGACGAGUGCAGGCGGAAGUAGCCGUGAAAUUACAGGCGCUAGCAAGGGGCUAUUUGUCAAGACAACGAUUUGUGAAUGACAUCCGGCUAAAAUAUUGGUCCAAAAACCGUGCACAUGAUAGUCAGAUUAAGUGCCUAAGCAAAGAUGGAGUAAAUCGAAAGGAGCUUACUGGAUGGCAUUCAGAUAUUUGCGCAAUUAUGUCGUCACAUUAUAUUGUCAUUGGACUCGUCAGCAAAAGAUACGAACUGGGCUACAUUGUUCCUGAACAAGUCUACGAUAGCUGCGGCUGCGAAAAGUUAUUCUGA
Molecule: messenger RNA, 366 nt
Organism: Ostertagia ostertagi
Lineage: Eukaryota; Metazoa; Nematoda; Chromadorea; Rhabditida; Trichostrongylidae
Source: the annotation of a GenBank genome assembly